CAACCAUAAACGCGCGUUGAUGAAUGUCAAUGUGUGGCUAAAUUUUAUGCUUCCUGAGAGAUAUCAGUCAGUGUGGUGCAGAGCAUUUUUAAAUCUUCUUUUAGUCUUUUAAUCUUCAAAACCGUACAAUGAGCGAUUUAAGAGGUAUUACGAAGGAAUUUCUGACGGAAUUCAUUCUUCUGUAUCGAUCAUUUCCGUGUCUCUGGAAGACCAAAUCCAAAGAAUAUAUGGAUAGAAAUAAAAAAAAUGACGCUUAUAAAAUUUUAACGGAAAAACUAAAAGAAGUGGAGGAAAACGCUACAAAAGAAGCAGUGAAAACAAAAAUAAAUACUCUCCGCGGAGGGUUUCGCCGAGAAAUGAAAAAAGUUUUAAAUUCAAAACGAUCAGGGGCAGGCGCAGAUGAUGUGUAUGUCCCAAAUUUAUGGUACUACGAACUGUUGCUGUUUAUUAAAGACCAAGAACUUCCACGGCAAUCUGUAACAAACAUAGAAGUAAACUGCGAUAAUGAAGAAAACGCAUCAGAAAUAUUUAUGGAACAACAAAAUGAGACAGAGGAAAAUCGAAAUGUGGAUAAUGAGGAUUUUGCUUUAAGCCCUGCUUCUAAUAUUAGUCGCGCUGAAACCGCCCAUUCAAAAAGUGAAACAAUUGUAACCACACCAGCCACAAAACAAAAAAGACGAAGACAUGAUAGAAAAGCAGAAGAACAAACAGAUGAGAUUCUGGCAGUCGUUAGUGAACGGUUACGAGCUGGUCCAAAAAUAGAUGAUAACUUUUCAAUUUUUGGUGCUAAUGUUGCUGCUAAGUUACGAAGUUUGCCCACAGAAACUCGACUUUAUUCAGAAAAGUUGAUAAAUGAUGUUUUGUUUGAAGCCGAAAUGGGAAAUAUUAAUAGAACAACUAAAAUAGUCACAUCCUCGAUUCAAUCUUUUGCCUCACAAAAUAACACUUUUAAUUACCCUUCGAAUUAUUUAUGUGGCGUACGUACACCUUUCAACGCUUCAUACACACUAAAUAGCCAGCAACAAGCAGAGCCAAUUUAUCAGGAUCAAGCAUAUCUGGGCGCUCAGCACUCAUCUGAGAUACAACAAAACAUAAAUAAUCCGCCGAUUUUUCAAUCACAAGGAACUGUGAACUGUUUGCCAGUAAGUUCAUCUGGUACAUCUGACAAUAAUUCCCAAACUGUUGUUUCAUUCGUACGAAAUUUUACUCCUUGA
This is a messenger RNA of Photinus pyralis (common eastern firefly), 1214 nucleotides long. RefSeq lists its product as uncharacterized. The record is from RefSeq and is a predicted model, not a curated record. NCBI's taxonomy places the organism in Eukaryota, Metazoa, Arthropoda, Insecta, Coleoptera, Lampyridae. Bases 129 to 1214 code for a protein of 361 amino acids. The transcript has 2 exons.